UCAAGAAACGAAAAAAUUAAAUCACACUGACGUCCAAUUCAAGAAAAAGUGAUAAAAAAAAAUUGAAUUUUUCUAAAACUAAAAUUUUGCAUUAUUAAAAAAAACAAGAAGAAAUAAGUAAAGUAAAAGAAACAACAAAUUAUAAAUAUGCAAAAUAAAUAAAUUUAAUAUAAUUAAUAUUUAAAAUUCACAUUUAUAAAACAUUAUUGCAUUAAUAAACAAUAUAAAAUGUCCCUGUAUUUAGAAAAAAAUUCAAUUAAAUAAAAUAUUGAACAAAAAUUAUUUGAAUAUUAAAUUUAAAAUAUUUAUAUAACUUUUAAUUAAAAUCACAACUGCUUAUAUAAAAACGUAAAACUACUACAUACUUAUAUAAAAACGUAAAAAUUAUAUAAUAAUGUCAUCCGAAGCAUCCCCACCACCACCAAUAAUUACUUGUAAAAAUAUGUCACCGGACGCAAUGUCUUCAAAAUCAGCUACUGAAUCAAAUAUAAUUGAUAAAACACAAUUAGAAAUUGGUGACCAAACACCACCUAUCACACAACAACAACAAUUUAAAUUACCAUCACCAUCAUCACAAUCAUCGGCAUUAUCUCCAGCAUCUCCAUUUUUAAAAUCAAAUACACCACCUGAAAAUAUAAAUCGUUUAAAAGAAAAUCAAUCAAAUUCAUCUGCAAUAACACCAACAACAAUAACAAGUGCAGCUCAAGAAAUAAUAACUACAACUUCAAUAGGAUCAUCAUCAUCAUCAUCUUCAUCAUCGUCAGCAUCAUCAACACAUUCAGAUGAUAAUAUGUCACCUUCAGAUGAUAUUAAUAGACGUCCUCCAUCACAAUAUAAUAUGAAAAUAAAUUUGGAUAAAAAUAUUGAUGCAAUAGCUGAAAGUUUAAGUGAAGCAAAUAAUUUAAAAAGAUCUAAAACUCCAAUUCAAACAUCAUCAUCAACAACAGCAACAACCAUACAGCAUCAAACAUCAAUAAUACCAAAACAAUCUUCAGCAUUAUUAGAUGCAAAAUUCACAAGUACAUUUAAUACAUCAGCAACACCAUCAUCAUCAUUAUUAACGACAACAGCAACAGCAUCUGCAGGUGCAUCAACAACAUCACCAUCAUCACAACAAUUCUGUUUACGUUGGAAUAAUUAUCAAAGUAAUUUGACAAGUGUUUUUGAUGAAUUAUUACAAAAUGAAUCGUUUGUUGAUGUUACUCUGGCAUGUGACGGUCAAUCAAUUAAAGCCCAUAAGAUGAUUUUAUCAGCAUGUAGUCCAUAUUUUCAAGCAUUAUUCUUUGAUAAUCCAUGCCAACAUCCAAUUAUUAUAAUGCGUGAUGUCAAAUACAGCGAAUUAAAAGCAAUUGUAGAUUUUAUGUAUAAAGGUGAAAUUAAUGUUAGCCAAGAUCAAAUUGGACCAUUACUAAGAGUAGCCGAAAUGUUAAAAAUACGUGGUUUAGCGGAUGUUAGUAAUGAAGACCCAUCAGCUGACACACCAUCUCCAACACCAUUACUAAGUGAAAAUAAUAAUUUUAAUCGAUCAAAUAAUAAAUUAAGUGAUUUAACGCUGAAUCGUAGUAAUAAGAUUAAAAAUAAUUCAACAGCACAAAUACAUACAAAAGAUUUUAGUAAUCGUGAAACAACAAAUGGUAAUAAAGAUUUAGCAACCAAAGAACGUGUAUGUACACCAAUUGUAGAUAGAGAACAUGAAAUGAGGGAAAGAGAUUUAUUAAUACGAGAGAAGGAAAGGGAUAGAGAUCGUGACAGAGAUAGAGAAAGUCCAUUUUUAAGAAAAACUGAUUUCGAAAAAUUUAUUCCAACCAAUGGACCCAAAAUUGAUUUUAAUUCCGAACUCACAUUAAAAAAGGCACGUCUAUCACGGGAUUGGGAUUUAGCGAGUUUAGAAAUUAGUUUACAACAACAGCAACAAAGGCACCAACAACAGCAGCAUCAACAACAACAGCAACAACAACAGCAGCUUCGCCAGCAAUUACCGGUCGGUGUCGCACAUGAAUUAAUGAUUGAAAGUCGUCUAAAUGCAGCCCGCAAAAGACCACGUUGGCCUUCAAUGGAUAACUCACGUAAUUUAGAGAGUCCUUUAGGUAUACUUGAAAGAGCAAAUGUUGGCGCAAGUUUAUCUGAAAGAUUAAGUAGUGAACGUGAAAGAGAGCGUGAUCGUGAAAGGGAACGAGAACGAGAACGUAGUAGUCGACCCCAAUCUUUAGGUGGUGCAAAUAGUGAUAAUUUAAUGGAACGUAAUUGUAAUCGAGAUGAACGUGAAAUUGUUAAUCGUAGUGUUGGAAGCAAUAUUGGUACUGGAAGUAUUGGUGCUAUUGGUAAUCGUAGUAUUAGUGAUUUACAUGGUAAUAGUAGUGGAACAUGUACACCAGAUAAUAGUCAUGAUAUAUCGUCACCAGUUGCAAGUGCUGUUGCAGCUGCAUUACAACAACAAGCAGCAGUUGCUGCUGCAGCUGCUGCACAACAACAGCAACAACAACAGCAACAACAAAUUCCUCAUCCGCCCGGAACACCACAACCACCAAUUCCACCAUUUCCACUAGGACCUGGUGGCUUAGAUCCAGUUAGUUUAGCAUCAAUUGGUGGUUUAGGAGCUCACGUUGAUGAUUUAGAAAUUAAACCAGGAAUAGCUGAAAUGAUACGUGAAGAAGAAAGGGUAAGUUCCCGAUUUUUUUUAUUAUCAUCAAUGAAGUAUAAUAUAAAAUUAAACUGAAAUAUAAAAAUGGUUGUAAGUGGCCACACAUAAUUUAAUUUUAAUGAAUUUUAUUGUGAAAAUUUUACGAUAGCCGUGGACGCAAAAUGGUGAGCCCAAUUAUGCGAAUAUUUUUAUAUUUUUUUAUAUGUACAAAGUAUAUGUGUAUAUUUUUUUAUUUAUUUAAUUCUUUUGUAAUGAGUUAAUAAUUAAAAUCUCUUUCUUACGAUGUCUUUUGUUACGGUACAAUCAACAAUCUACUGUAAAAUCUUUCUUUAUAUUUUUUCCAAGACGCCACAUUCUGCUUACCGGCUCGCACAUACCAUAAUUAGUCCUAUAACUAAAACGAGUUUAUAAUAAGACUGUAAGGUGGUACUAUAAAAAAAUUCGGCGAACGAGGUCUUGAAUUAGUGUUAGAGAUGAUUUUGUCCAGAAUGUCGGCCGAUAUGUGCUCAAAUUUCAAAACUUGGAAAAUAAAUGUAACAUCAACGGUUUUUCGUCUUUUUGCCAAGAUCAGCAUACAAAUAAGCCUUAAUCUAUAUUCAUAAGGGAUGAAUUCUUAUAUACAUAUGUAUUUAACUAUGCAUUUUUUUCAAUCCGAUCAAAUUUUCCAAAUCAAUAUUGUAAAUUAUAAUUUUUAAAGCUUAUUAUUCUUAUAAAAAUAAUAACUAAAAGAGUGCGUCUCUUCUAAGUUUGUACAAGUAACGUGUCAUACAUGCAUAUACAUACAUACAUUACACGUAUACAAUUAUAUAUGUUUUACAACAGAAAUAUUGCAUAUGAGACCACAAAAUAUUUUUCAUUUCAAUAAAACUAAAGUCUA
Condylostylus longicornis is the source of this 3518-nucleotide messenger RNA. Its product is annotated as protein bric-a-brac 1-like. The record is from RefSeq and is a predicted model, not a curated record. The transcript is spliced from 2 exons. Gene Ontology annotation, biological process: regulation of transcription by RNA polymerase II. Gene Ontology annotation, cellular component: nucleus. Bases 395 to 2716 code for a protein of 773 amino acids. Gene Ontology annotation, molecular function: protein binding. Lineage: Eukaryota; Metazoa; Arthropoda; Insecta; Diptera; Dolichopodidae.